UCGAAUCUUACCGAAGAAAACCACCAUUGAAGUAGUUUGAUCGAACUCAGUCCUCAUUCUCUCCAUUUCAUUUCGAAGUAUUCGGAGUCAUAAUUCAUCUGCCAAUCCUUCAAUGGUAUCGAAACUGAUUUCUCAGUCCAAUGUUUCCGUGUUUUCCUCUUCCUGCUACCCUUCGCCGGUCGCUACGGCUUCCGCAUCGCACCUUAGAUUCAAAGCCCGCAACAAAGUACCCUUCUUUGGGGUUACUCCGUCGAGGAUGCAGUUCGACCAAACCCUGGCACGAGUAGUGUCUAGAAGGUUGUUCCUUCCUUCGGUGUCAGGGAUCUGGAAUGCUUUGACGGGUGGCAGCGUCGCUCGUGAGGCAAUGCUUGCCAUCCGACGAGGAAUGCAGCUCUUUAGACAGGGUAAUGUUCCCGAGUCGUUAAUGGAGUUCGAUAGAGCAAUCGAACUGGAUCCUCGACAGAAGGCAUAUCUUUGGCAGAGAGGACUGUCCUUGUAUUAUCUGGAUAAGUUUGAAGAUGGAGCAGAGCAGUUUCGGUUAGAUGUUGCACAAAAUCCAAAUGACACAGAGGAGUCAAUAUGGUGUUUCCUGUGUGAAGCCCAAUUAUAUGGAGUGGAUGAAGCAAGGAGUCGAGUCCUGGAGGUUGGCCGAGAUCAACGGCCUGUCAUGCGUGAAGCCUAUAACUUAUUCAAAGAUGGCAAUGAUCCGGAAAAGCUUGUUUCUGCCUUUUUGGUUGCACAGGAGCAUGAGUAUUUCUAUGCUUCUUUAUAUGCUGGGCUUUAUUACGAAUCUCAGAAGAAUUCAAAUGCAGCGAAACGUUAUCUUCUUGCUGCAUGUCAGUCCCCUUAUGGGCUAAGGUCUGAUGAUUAUAUGGCUUCUCUUGCAAAGGUUCACUGUCUUUGUCGAAAUUGGAUCCCCAAUUGACCAAAACAUCCAGUACUGCACAAACUGAUAAGAUGUUGAUCCUUGCCACAGAUUUCAAUUACCUAACUGUGUAUAUGAUUAUGUCAAGAACUAGUUUGCAUGUUCGAUCAAGUAUUGAACUUAUGGGAAUCUUAUAUGAAUGUAUUAUAUCUGUUUUUCAUUCUAUCUAAUAAUGUAGUAUCUUCCUAGUUCCUACAUUCUUUGCACUGGCUUUUCAAGUGAUAGAACAGUGGGAAAUGUUCAUGCAAGCAUGAGAAAAAUGGAGAAGAAAGCUGUAUGACUAUUGAUUGCUU
Molecule: messenger RNA, 1218 nt
Organism: Telopea speciosissima
Lineage: Eukaryota; Viridiplantae; Streptophyta; Magnoliopsida; Proteales; Proteaceae
Product: lipoprotein NlpI
Exons: 8
Coding region: 113-925 (270 amino acids)
Cellular component (GO): chloroplast
Molecular function (GO): protein binding
Source: RefSeq, a predicted model, not a curated record